Molecule: messenger RNA, 677 nt
Organism: Gymnodraco acuticeps
Lineage: Eukaryota; Metazoa; Chordata; Actinopteri; Perciformes; Bathydraconidae
Product: double-strand-break repair protein rad21 homolog
Exons: 2
Coding region: 166-630 (154 amino acids)
Molecular function (GO): DNA binding
Source: RefSeq, a predicted model, not a curated record
UGGAGGGAGGUGGCAGAGACAGUGGGUGAAACUGAGGAAGUGUGCAAAAAGCGGUGGAAGUACCUCAGGGACAAAUACAGAAAGGAGAGGAUAUUAGAGAAGGAAGGGAAAAGGAGCGGGGCAGGGUCUUCCGGGGGAUCUAAGCCCUGGCGUCUCGCGGCAAUCAUGAGCAUUUUAAAGCCAUUCAUGCUUGACCGCGAGAUGUCCAGCAAUUUCCCCCGGCAAGACCUGCCUCCAUCCACAUCCAUAGAAGAGGAAGAGGAAGACAGCCUGGAAGAGAGCCUGGAUGACAGCAUUGAAAGCCAACCAGGUGCCAGUCAGCCUGCUAGUCAGCCAGCCAGUCAGCCAGCCAGUCAGCCAGCCAGUCAGCCGGCCAGUCAGCCAGCACAGGAAAGAGUCGCAUUCCGGGGGAAAAAGAGAAGGGGAAGGGAGAUGUCCCCCUUUGAGGAGAAUCUGCUUUUGACCGUAGGUCCAAUGCUGGAUAUGCCACCACCACCACCCCCACCACCAGUGGUGGAGGAGGACGAAGACCUGCUCUUUUUCCGGAGUCUCUUGCCCACCAUGAGGCUGAUCAGCAGGAGAAAUAGGCUGAGGCUCAGAUUCAAAAUACACGAGGCGGUCCUGGAGUAAUUACAUACUGAUACUGAUCCACAUGACAUGUUUUUACACUCAUCACU